CUCCGCCACACUCUGCGCUUGCGCGGGCAUCGCCGACAUAAAGGCGCCGUCCAUGGACGGGAGAAUAGGGUACGGCGUCUCUUGCGCUCGUAUUUUCGCCGGAGAAAUUCCCGUCGUCGCGUGCAUGGGUGCCGACGGCACCUCGACUAGACAUUCUCUUGCCUCGAGGGAUUGGUCUGUGUCAAGUACGACGGCGUCGAACCCUUCCACACAGAGCGCUUCGCUGAGCUGUCGGCGAGAACGGACUAAGGGGACUACUAGCUUGGGAAUACUAACAUUUGACGGCGCUCACAGAGAAGACGAUGCUACGCUUGCCGUAACCUUCGGCUUCAAAGAGGUCGAUGAUGUCUUUGGCUUGUCUCACCAGCGCGCGCGCGUUGCCAGACUUCCGUGGGUCAAGGAAGGUAAAGUGCAGUCCGUCCACUUCCCCAAGUUGCUCUACGCCGAGUGCGACCAGCUAUGGACGCCUCCGACAGGAUCCUAUGCACGUCCCAAUCUUCGACAGGCCUGAUCACGCUCUUCGGUCAUGGUUGUUCAUGACUCCCGAAUGCAAGGCCUACGCACCUUCCUUGGAUGGCACGCUUGAACGCGGUCCAUGCAUGAUACACGGAAUCGUCUUCAUGGAGGCCUCGGCGCAGUAGGCUUGGCGUCAACCACGUCGCUUUGUACGGCCAACGUCGCUCCCUUAGCACUACACCAGUGGCGUUAUAGGGUAUACGAACCGUCGUCGGUAGGGUGCCCGAUCUACAUCAGAUGAUAGAAGCAUGGAAGGAGAUGUCACGAC
Dichomitus squalens LYAD-421 SS1 is the source of this 784-nucleotide messenger RNA. RefSeq lists its product as uncharacterized. Lineage: Eukaryota; Fungi; Basidiomycota; Agaricomycetes; Polyporales; Polyporaceae. The record is from RefSeq and is a predicted model, not a curated record. The transcript has 3 exons. Bases 53 to 511 code for a protein of 152 amino acids.